This is a messenger RNA of Periconia digitata, 979 nucleotides long. NCBI's taxonomy places the organism in Eukaryota, Fungi, Ascomycota, Dothideomycetes, Pleosporales, Periconiaceae. The record is from the annotation of a GenBank genome assembly.
CCCGUCCAUCGAGUGUCCCUGAUCAAUCCUGGCUGUACUUCAUCAAGGGAUAAUGGUCAGCAUAAUGGCAUAGCUUGGUGUCCUAUCUCGACACCACGCUCUUGCGCUAUGUCUCGUGGACAAGUAACCUUCCAGAAUGCGCGAAAUCUCACUCUAAGAUGAUAGAUCUCUUCUAUCCCCACAAUUAGAUAUGGCAAGCCACCCGGCAGAUCUACGCGAUCAAUCAGAUCUUUGCGCUAGGAGAUCUGCCCUCCAGUCAUUUGGUGCUGGGUAACGAUGUGGGCUGCUACUUCUAUAGUGUGGAAUCAUUUGCAAAUCCUCCUGGUAGUAUCUGCAACCCAACCCCUGAUUCCGCAUUCUCGGCAGGGAACGGCAGCAUACGCGAUCCAUGAUCACAAUGCUUUGGCUGGCUGGCUGGCUGGCUGGUUGUAUUGCGCCGGCUCUUCGCCACGAGGCGCAAGCGCUAAUGCUAAAGAAGGGACCACUGUACACACGUCCAGACACGAAUUAGUCGCACAUUAGCAUCGUAUGCACCCCUUGAGAUUUCUUUCUUUCCGCAAGGCGUCCAGGUUGAGGCUCUGUGCGGAUCUGCGGCAUCUCGUAACCUUCUCUGCCCAGUCCACAGGAUCUUUCGUGUAAUUCGCCCAAAAUUUGAUUUCUUCCGAUGUCAUCUGUAAAACCCAGUGUUUUGGAACAACCCCCAAAGCCCUGCGUUAUGGUAAUUUGGGGAACGAAUCGACACGCGAGACCAUAUGCACAUUGCAACUUUAGGCGCCCUGUCUUCCGCGAGAGGAGCAAAAAAGCUGAAUGCGAGCUGAGACUUCGCGGGAAGCCAGAUACCGUGCCCUCAUAUAGCAAUGAGUCUCCAUGUGGGAGAACAGUUCAAUCUGGGUUGGAUUGUUCUAGCAGUUUGUUCCUGGCAGAAACACAGGCGGUUGUAGGCUUCUCGCAUCUGGCAUGUUACGUUAAAGCGCAAUGA